Messenger RNA from Mangifera indica (mango), 1156 nucleotides. Its product is annotated as GEM-like protein 1. The record is from RefSeq and is a predicted model, not a curated record. NCBI's taxonomy places the organism in Eukaryota, Viridiplantae, Streptophyta, Magnoliopsida, Sapindales, Anacardiaceae. The coding region runs from base 123 to 926 and encodes 267 amino acids. The transcript is spliced from 4 exons.
CUGGACGCUCCCAAUUUAUAUUCUACAAACCAUACACACUCCAUCCCCAAAAUUCGAAAUUCGCCGAAACACAACAAAAACAACGGCCUUCAAUUUGACACAACCGAGGAAGGUUUUUAAGAAUGAAUCAGCAACAAGGAGAUCAAGCAAACGCUCCCUCCUCAGAUUCAAACAAGCACACGCUUCACUCAACGGAUUACGCUCCCUACCCUAAACUUGAUCCAAACGACGUCGCUCCACCUCCGGAGAAUUUGUCCAACGUUUCCGUCGGUCCAGCACCUAUCAGCGAGACUGCCGCCACCACUAUGCCGUCGGAGUCCAAUCCCUACGUGUCUCCUUCUCCGGUUUCGUCGUCCUCCACCAAGAAAAUCGUAGAUAAGAUGGAUUCGGUGAAGGAUGCGUUAGGAAAGUUUGGAAAGAAGGCUGUGGAGGUCACGAAGAAGGCUGAGGAUCUUGCUGGGAAUAUGUGGCAACAUUUGAAAACAGGUCCAAGCUUUGCUGAUGCUGCUGUAGGAAGAAUUGCACAGGGAACAAAAGUUAUUGCAGAAGGUGGAUACGAGAAGAUUUUUCAACAAAGUUUUGAGAUUGUUCCUGAGGAAAAACUUCUAAAGACAUAUGCAUGCUACCUGUCAACAUCUACUGGUCCAAUAAUGGGAGUUUUAUAUUUGUCCACUGCAAAGCUUGCAUUUGGUAGUGACAAUCCUUUGUCUUUUAAAGUUGGUGAGCAGACUCAAUGGAGCUAUUAUAAGGUUGUUCUUCCCUUAAAUAAGCUGAAGGCAGUCAAUCCCUCAACAAGCAAAGUCAAACCAGGUGAGAAGUACAUCCAGGUUAUCUCUAUUGACGACCAUGAGUUUUGGUUCAUGGGUUUUGUGAACUACAAUAGUGCUGUGAAAAAUCUUCAGGGAGCAUUGCAGCAUUGUGGCUGAUGACUUGCUGAGGCCAAAACUUUUCACCAUGUUAUAUAUAGGACAUCAUAUGGCCAACUUUUAAUAUAGAUAAAACAUACCAUUCAAAUUUCGCUAAGAUAUAUCGUAUGUUGUCUUGUUUAUGAAGUUACUUUGAUACAUGUUGUGUGUUGAAAUUGAUUCAUUGUAAUUUUGUACCUUUGUAAUGUACUUGGAUUGGUGAAAAACAAUAGAUUGUGCGCUUCACUUCA